AUGCCGCUGCAUCUGUCGGGUUGCCUCUGGCCACUGCACCGCCACAGGCGUCAACAGCAGCAGCAGCAGCAAAAUGAGCAGCAGCAGCAGCAGGAGCCCCAGGAUCCGGGGCAGCAGCAGCAGCUGCAGCUGGUUGAAGCGGUAAGCCUGCAUCCAACUGAUGCUCUGGUGGAUUCGGAAGCAGCACAUCAGCAGCAGCAGCGGACGCGGACGGAGCAGCAGCAGCAGCAGCCCCUGGCACACACGAAGAACAUUCUGAGCAGCAGCAGCAGCAGCUUGCCGCCUGCAGAAGUCGCAGCAGCAGUAGCAGCAGCAACAGCAGCAAAAGAGUCCUCUGCGCAGCCGCUUGCUACUGCAACGCUGACUCGUGCUGCUACGCAGCGUUCUGCUUCCCCGCAGUGUAGGGAGUCGCCGACAGCAGCAGUAGCUUCGGCAGCAGGCCCGGCAUCAGCGCCGGCAGCAGCAGCAGCAGCAGCGAGCCCAGCGCUCGCAGCAGCAGCAGCAAACUUGAACCGAGAAGGCAGCUUGUGCCUCUCGCUGCAUGCACAAGGCUCGGAAUCUUUUUGUGUUUCUCCUCACUUUCAAAUUUAUUUGUGGGGUUUGAACGACUGCGGGCAGCUGCUGUCCGUUGCUGCAGGGCGGGAGCCGAAGGAAGCAGAAGCAGCAGCGAAGAAGCCGGAGGCCGACGCAGCAGCAGCAGCAGCAGCAGCAGCGGGGGGGUGCCCCCCGAGACUUAUUUCUAAACUGGAAAACAAAACCAUCUGUGGCUGCUGCUUGGGACUCGACCGCACUUGGCUGUGGGACGGAAGACAGAGUGUGUGGGGUGGGGGUUUGAAUGAGUUCGGGUGUAUAGACAUCGACGGCGACAAGUACAUCAAGAGGCCGCGACUUUGCGAAGGCAUUCGAGGCGCUGUUUCCGUUGCUGCUGCUGCUUGCCACACCAUUGCGCAAGUGAGGCUUCGGCAGGCAGCCUGUGGUUCCGGCUAUUCGCUGCUGCUCUCAGACACAGGAAUGCUGCUGGGCUGUGGGCUGUCGCCUUUUGGCUGCCUGGGGAUGGGCACUGAGCGAGCGCAGCAAGUGGAGCCGUUGCUCCGUCCUGUCAGCGCUCUCUUUGGCUUACCAAUAAAGCAGGUGGCGGCUAGCGACGAGCACGUCCUGGCGCUGAGCAUCAGCGGCGAGGUCUUCUCUUGGGGUUCGAACAAGUGGGGUCGUUUGGGUCUUGGCGAGGCCUAUGACGAAGUAAAACAAGUCUCCACCCCACAACUUGUGCGGCUCUCUCUGCGCGCCCGCGCAGUCUUCGCCAGCGCCAGUCACUCCGGGCUGCUAGUGUCUGGGGGGUUAUUAUAUUUGUGUGGCAGCAACAGUUACGGGGAGUUGGGGUUCCCUGUGGGAUGCGAUCCCGCCUCCCGAUCCCGCCUCCCCCGGGACAGCACGCAGAGCCCCCCCGUUUCCUGGAGCUCCCGCUUUCUUCUAGUUCGCUCUUUGCAAAACCACAAAAUCAAACUCGCGGCUCUUGGCACGCAUUUCUCCAUGGCCCUCACCCGAACAGGCCGCGUCUUCACUUGGGGACUAAACAAUUUGAACCAACUGGGUGUCUCUCCGGACACGAAUUUCUCGCUAUCUCCUUUUCUGGGGGAGGAGGGGCCCCCCCCGAGGCCGUACACGUAUGAGCCGCAGCCGCUGUGGCUGCCUCCUGGGGGCCCCCCGAUGCAGCAGCUGUACUUUUAUUUGAUUGCUGCGGGUCCCUUCACAGCUUUUGCUGCUGCUGUGGAGACGCCACAGACGGACUCCGACCCCACAAAAGAAAGAGAUAGAGACAGAGCCCCUUCGCCAGCCAUAGAGCAGCUUUGCAAGAAAGUGUUGUGUCGUUCGCGUUCUUCAGUAGGUUGGGAGCAGCGGAAGCUGUCUGCUUCCUUUUCUUUGUCUCCCCAGCCGCCCUCUCCCGCUGCUGCCACUGCAGCAGCCGGUGCUGCUGCUGCGCAGCUGCCGCUGCAGCGGCUGCUCACGCUCAGCCGCGGGGAUAGCAGCGUGGUGGGCUUCGAGGGCCCGGGGGGCCCCCUCGGGGCUGCGGACCGGUCUUUGUCUCGACAAGAAAGCUGCAGCGUGGACCUUUCUCUUUUUUGCAUGUCGGGGCUUUCCGUAGAAGAGGCCCUGGGGUACAUUGAGGGGGCCCGCAGCACGGGCGAUAGCAGCCAGCUGAAGACAGUCAUUUCGAGGGUUUUCAGUGAUGUCUUUCGUCUCAAUUCUUCUUUUGUCUAUCCUGGCCACGGCAGUCUCCCGGACUUUGAGGGAAUUGCUGCAGUCUACAAGCAGCUUCCGCAGCAGCUGCUGCCCCUGGUUUGCCACUGCUUCUCAAAUGUAAUUACCAACAGCAUCAAAAUGGCACAGCACCUCAAGAGGCCCGACCAAGUCAAGUUCAUUCUGCUCAUACUUGCAUGCACGCCUGUCUACGCCAGCUUUAGCGAGGGCUCCAAGGGGGGCCCCCAGGGGGACCCCCAAAAGGGCACGCAAGAAGGAUCCGACGUGGCCCCCCGCGGGAAUGAUGAGCCUGAAGCCAUGGCUUCAGACACGGCCGGCAACCAGCAGCAGCAGCAGCAGCAAGAGCAGCAGCAGCUGAAGCAGCGGGGAGAGAUGCUGUACACCGCAGUGCUGCACCUGCUGUUUCAUUUGCCGGCGGAUGGAAAGAAAAGCUUUUUGAGGCUUGCGAUGGAAUUCCCGGACUCAUUGUUUGAGACGGCUCUGGUCGCCCCUGCCUGCGGCUUUCUGUCUUUGUCGCUCUCGGCCUCUGGUUCUCGCUACCGCAUUGUGGAUCGCGUGUGGCACUGCGUGGCUUUGCUGCAGCUGCUGUAUCGGGCCAACUGCAGCAGCAACCGCCGCGUGCUGCUGCAGGGAGCAGCAGACACCAAGAUUCCCAUCGAUAAGUUCCAAGUCAAAGAAAUAGGCACCCUGGUAGACCCUAUUAAGGAAGUCGGAGCUUAUGUAGAGAUGGCCCCUAGAGCGACUCAGGACAAAACACAAAGGCAAAUUGCAGUGCGUUUGUUCGACUUGGAGCGGGACGUCAUAGGGAGUUGCGAGUUGCAGUCGCGGUGGUCUCUGUUCAUUGCCCAUUUAAAUCUCUGUCCUCUUUCCUUUAAGAGGAAUGUACUGUUAGUAGACAACGUCUAUCGCCAGCACCACACCUCCCUUCAGUCCUUACUGGACACGAAGCUCCCCUUCUUGAUUCUGAGGGUCCGGCGCAGUCACCUAAUUGAAGAUGCAUGCAAGCUCCUUGGAUCGAACGAUCCCAGGGACCUCCUGAGGCCCCUCAAGGUCAUAUUUGAGGGGGAGGAGGGAGUCGAUGAAGGAGGGCUACGGAGGGAAUUCUUUUCGCUGUUAACUCGGGAGUUGUUCUCUGCUUCUCGCGGCCUCUUCACGUACCACUCGGGUGUACGUACACUGUGGUUUAAGCAGCAAGAAGAGCCACUAGACUCUCAGGACAAACGAGAAGAUGCUUCUACAGCAGCAGCAGCAGACUCAGAGCCAGCUGCAGCGAAGCCCGCUGCUGCAGCUGCAGCAGAUUCCGCCACUUCUGCAGCAGAAGGAUCUCCUAAGCCCGAAGAAAAGGCAGCAGGCGCCCCUGCGUCAUCGGACCAGGACAGCAGCAGCAACAACAGGAGCGAGUUAAUUCCUGAAGGCAAGGCCAAGGAGUAUUGGCUUACGGGUCUACUUGCAUCUAUGGCGGUCUAUAACGACAUCCUGAUGCCACUGAGUCUGCCCAUUGUUGUGUACAAGCAACUCCAAGGGGAGGACGUGGCACUAGAAGAUCUGGGCGACGUGUUCCCCGACGAACUGAACAGCUUCGAGAAGCUGCUGGAAAUCGACAACGAGGCAGAUUUCAAUAACGCAUUUGAAGGCAUGGCCUUUUGCGUUGACGUGGAGCAAGGGGAUGGGCGACGCGUGCAGGUGCCGCUCAAGCCCGAUGGAGCGUCGAUUCCAUUAACCAUCAAAAACAGAAAUGAAUUCGUCAAUUUGUAUGCCAAGUACUUGUUGGUGGACUCUGUAAAGUCACAGUUUUCAUAUUUCAAAAAGGGUUUUCAGCUGAUUGCAUCACCGCUCCUCUCCAGCCUCACUGGUCCCGAGCUGCAGCUCCUCCUCUGCGGUACACCAGAGCUCAACUUCGAGGACCUGAAGGCCUCUUGCAGGUACGAGGGCUACUCUCCGGACUCUCCUUACAUAAAGUCACUGUGGGAUAUUCUCUUCUCUUUCGACACUUUUCAAAAGCAAAACUUUCUCAAAUUUGUUUCAGGCAGCGAACGGUCGCCUGCGUUCGGUCUAUCUGAGCUGAGAAUGACAAUUCAGAAAAACGGCGGAGAACCCACAGAGCGUCUUCCGACCUCGUUUACAUGUUUUUGUACGUUUCUUCUUCCCGAGUAUGGGACCAAGGAGAAGCUGGAGAGACUAUUAACCAUUGCUAUUGAAGCUUCGGAGGGCUUCGGGCUGCAGUGA
Eimeria tenella is the source of this 4485-nucleotide messenger RNA. Its product is annotated as ubiquitin-transferase domain containing protein, putative. The transcript has 16 exons. Bases 1 to 4485 code for a protein of 1494 amino acids. Gene Ontology annotation, molecular function: ubiquitin-protein transferase activity. The record is from RefSeq and is a predicted model, not a curated record. Lineage: Eukaryota; Apicomplexa; Conoidasida; Eucoccidiorida; Eimeriidae.